Messenger RNA from Grosmannia clavigera kw1407, 1203 nucleotides. RefSeq names its product c6 zinc finger domain containing protein. Gene Ontology annotation, biological process: regulation of transcription by RNA polymerase II. Gene Ontology annotation, molecular function: DNA-binding transcription factor activity, RNA polymerase II-specific. The coding region runs from base 1 to 1203 and encodes 400 amino acids. The transcript has 2 exons. The record is from RefSeq and is a predicted model, not a curated record. NCBI's taxonomy places the organism in Eukaryota, Fungi, Ascomycota, Sordariomycetes, Ophiostomatales, Ophiostomataceae.
AUGGACCAGCGGGCGGCUAAGGUGGGACAUCGAAAGUCACGCAAGGGGUGCAGCAAGUGUAAGAUACGGAGAGUGAAGGGGGACGCAGACGUGUUUUUAGUGCCGGAGUCGGUGGCGGACGAGUUCUCGCUACCAGAAUCGCGGGCGCGGCGGCUGAUGGAGCACCGGCUGAUGCAGAACUACAUCCUGCACCUGUCGGAGCCACUUCCAAUGUCGCCGAGCGCAGAGUGGAACGCGCUGUGGCAGAAGCAGCUACCUCCGCUGGCGCUGCAGCACGACAACCUGCUCUAUGCGCUGCUAGCGAUGUCAGCGACGAGUCUAUUGGGGGCUGGGGAGGAUGAGAGCAGGAAGGGGGACGAGCAUGGAAGUGGUGACUCGAGCGGAAGCUCUAGUGAGACUUCCAGCGGUAACUCUGGUUCCGGCAGCAAUGUCGAGCGGAAGGAGCUCUUCACAGUCCGGCAGGCGUACUUGAUCGCGGCCAUGGGCGAGCAGCGACGCAUGGUGCAGUCGCUGACGCUGGCGAGUGCAGACGCGGUCUGUCUCUCGUCGCUGCUGAUGCUGAUCAACGCGUUUGCGAUGCUGGGCGAGCGCGUGGUCCAGCCGUACACGCCGCCGACCGAGUGGCUGCAGCUGGGUCGUGGCUCAGGUGCCGUUGUCUGGCUCAGCGUCGAGGCCAUCCAGCAGUCGGGCGAGGCCGAUCGGUCGGUCAUGUGCACGAUUGCAAACGCGCCUCCGCAGUUUGGCCUGGACGAGUCGUACUUUGACGCCAGCAACCGGGAGCAAUUCGGGGCUCUUUUGGCGACGGAGGCGACGACAGCCUCGGCUUCAGAACCGUCCGAUCCUGACGACGAGACCACACGCCUGGCCUACGAACAGACGCUCGCAUAUGUCGGGUCCAUCUACAAGGCCAUCCGGCGCCGUGAACCCGUCUAUGUGAUAUCCCGUCGCGUCCAGGGCUUCACCAUGGUGGUUCCGCCGCGAUUUGUCGACCUCGUCGCUGCUAGCCGCCCCCGCGCCCUCGUCGUGCUUGCCUAUUUCUUCGCCGCCGUCGUGCAGCUGUCGGGUGUCUGGUGGCUUGGUGAGGGUGCUGGUGCUGGCCGCAACUGCAUCGCCAGACGCGAGCUGCGCGGCAUCCGCUCUGUCCUGCCCGACGAGUGGACGGGCCUCAUGGUCUGGCCGCUGGACAUUGCCGGCCUGAUGUGA